Molecule: messenger RNA, 1262 nt
Organism: Chelonus insularis
Lineage: Eukaryota; Metazoa; Arthropoda; Insecta; Hymenoptera; Braconidae
Product: zinc finger protein 830
Exons: 4
Coding region: 109-996 (295 amino acids)
Biological process (GO): nuclear DNA replication; mitotic DNA replication checkpoint signaling; mitotic DNA damage checkpoint signaling
Cellular component (GO): spliceosomal complex; nucleus
Molecular function (GO): nucleic acid binding; zinc ion binding
Source: RefSeq, a predicted model, not a curated record
UGAGAGCAGAGAAGAAGUCAUCACGUGACUGUAGUUGACAGUUUGUUUUCACUCGAUUUGUUUACGUUUAUAUUUUGCAUAAGUCUAAAUUAUUAUAAAAUAAUUAAAAUGUCAAGCAAAAAGUUAACUCAACAAGAUCUGCGAAAGGCUAUGUAUGAUCACAAGAAGAAAGCAGGAUUAGUCAAACGAAUUGAAUCGCCGUUAGCCAAGUAUACUGAAGCAGGUCAGUUAAUGUGCAUUAUUUGCAAGACAAUUAUUCGCAGCGAAGCAAUAUGGGUGGUACACUUGAAUUCUAAAACACACAAAGAAAAUAUAGAAAUUACUAAGAAAAAGUUGGAUGAUAAAGUAAACAACAAACUUAAUAGUAGUUCAAAUAAACGGUCUCCUUCACCUACUAAAGAAAACGUACCAAAUAAAAAAAUAAAAGGAAUAUUGAAAAAUCCUGGCCACAUAAAAACAUCUACCUCAUCAGCAUUACCUUCUGAUUUUUUCGAUCAAGCUUCUUUAAAUGGAAAACCUGCAAUCGCUUCAGUACCUAAAACGACAGAAAAAAGUUCAGCUGAUAAAAACAAUGAACUAUCAAAUGAAUCAACUGUUAUGGAAAUAGAACAGGUUCAAGAAGCUGAAGCUAAUAGUUCUGCAGCUCUUCCAGAAGGAUUUUUUGAUGACCCUGUGCUAGAUGCACGAGUCCGAAAUGUAGAAUAUAAGGAUCCUAUUGAAGAAGAAUGGGAUAGAUAUUUGAAAGAAAUAAAAGAUGAAACAGAUCAUUCAGCUCAACUCAUUGCUGAAGAUCAUGAAGAAGCUACUAAUGAGCGACAGCUUAAUGAAAUUGAUGAACAACUUAGUAAUUGGUCAAGAGUAAUAAAUCUGCUAAAGAAAAAAGAACAAUUUCGGAUAAAACCAAAACAAGUGGCUACGCGAAAAGAUGAUUCAACUGAUGAUGAAAGUGAAUAUGAUGAGUUUUUAGAUUGGAGAGUAAAGAACUCUUAUAAAUGAAGUACUCUUCAGUAUUUUUUGCUUAUUAAUUGAUAAUUAUGUGGAAUUUUAAAUGAUAAGGAUCAUGAAGAAAAAAAAUGUAAAUAUCAGUGUGAUAUAUAAUAUUUUAUUAAAACAAAUCGAUAGAUUAGCAAGGUAUUAAGACUUCAAUACAACAAUAUUCAAAUACAUCUGCUAUUAAGUUUAAGCUAAAUAUUUUAGAAAUUUUUCUUGUAAUAUAUAAAGGCUACAAUUUUCUAAGCCGUUAUAAGUAUGCAAUAAAUAUA